CAGAAGAGCUCUGAAUCGCCCAGAGGAGGAAGAGGAGGAGGAGAGAAAGCAUCUGCAGCGUAUAAGGACCAUCAGAUCACACAAGCCGAAGAGGAUCUCUGAGAUACAGAUCAGCGAGUCAAGCUGGCUGCAGACGAGACAAAACGCUCGGUGGAGGAGGGAGAGGCCAACGGGCAAGCAGGGAAGGAGCCUCCUCGAAACCUGAUGGUGAGAGUGGAGCUGGAGUGGGACAUUCCCAUGGCGGUGACGCUGCCCAUCCAGGUACAGCCUGACCCGGCCAAGCAACCCUUCCCCUUCCUGGACACCACGCUGGCCGACCUGGGCAUCCAAGAGUCAGAGGUGAAGGAGAGGGUGGUGUGGGUGGACACCAAGAAGACCCAGGUGAAGAACAAAGCAGGGAAGCUGAAGGAGAAAGAGAUCACCAUCCUGGAGGUGCGAGUGAAAGCCCAGAAACCAGGAGACAAACAGCUCCAGGAGGUUCUGUACAGCACCGAGGCCCACACCGACCGCUCCUUCUGCCGCACCGGGAUGAAUAUUCUGCCCUGGAGACAGAGACACGCAGGUCUGGGAGCAGCUUUAAUCCAUUCAGAUAAAGACUAUUAACCCUCCUGUUGUCUUCAUUUACGGGCACCAAAAAAUAUUGUUUCCUUGUCUGAAAAAAAUCCAAAAAUUCCACACACAAAAAAAACUCUCCAAAUUUCUGAAAAUUUGUAAAACCUUCAAGAAGAAAAUUCCAAUAAUUCCUUAAAAGUUGUAUUUUUAAAAAAUUCCCCAAAUUUGGUAAGAAAAUUCUGGCAGAUAUUUUCAAAAAAAAAAUGAGUAAAAAUCUUCCAAAAAAAUCCUAAAAAUAUCUAAAUGAUCACAUAUAUCAGUGAAACUUCUAAUAUUC
This is a messenger RNA of Acanthochromis polyacanthus (spiny chromis), 889 nucleotides long. RefSeq lists its product as uncharacterized. The transcript is spliced from 3 exons. The record is from RefSeq and is a predicted model, not a curated record. The coding region runs from base 205 to 603 and encodes 132 amino acids. Lineage: Eukaryota; Metazoa; Chordata; Actinopteri; Pomacentridae.